Microthlaspi erraticum is the source of this 1374-nucleotide messenger RNA. Lineage: Eukaryota; Viridiplantae; Streptophyta; Magnoliopsida; Brassicales; Brassicaceae. The record is from the annotation of a GenBank genome assembly.
AUGCAGAUCUUCGUUAAGACCCUCACCGGAAAGACAAUCACCCUCGAGGUGGAAAGCUCUGACACCAUCGACAACGUUAAAGCCAAGAUCCAGGAUAAGGAGGGCAUUCCUCCGGAUCAGCAGAGGCUUAUCUUCGCCGGGAAGCAGUUGGAAGACGGCAGAACCUUGGCCGACUACAACAUCCAGAAGGAAUCCACCCUUCACUUGGUCCUGAGGCUCCGUGGAGGUAUGCAGAUCUUCGUCAAAACCCUUACCGGAAAGACGAUCACGCUGGAGGUGGAGAGCUCCGACACCAUCGACAACGUGAAAGCCAAAAUCCAAGACAAGGAGGGAAUCCCACCGGACCAGCAGAGAUUGAUCUUCGCCGGAAAGCAGUUGGAAGAUGGCCGUACCCUAGCCGACUACAACAUUCAGAAGGAGUCAACCCUUCAUCUUGUGCUCAGGCUUCGUGGUGGUAUGCAAAUCUUCGUCAAGACGUUGACGGGAAAGACCAUCACUUUGGAGGUGGAAAGCUCCGAUACCAUUGACAACGUGAAAGCCAAAAUCCAAGACAAAGAAGGUAUCCCUCCGGACCAGCAGAGAUUGAUUUUCGCCGGAAAACAGCUUGAAGACGGCCGUACUUUGGCUGACUACAACAUCCAGAAGGAGUCCACACUUCACUUGGUGUUGCGUCUGCGUGGAGGUAUGCAGAUCUUCGUGAAGACUCUCACCGGCAAGACCAUUACUCUUGAGGUCGAGAGCUCCGACACCAUCGACAACGUCAAGGCCAAGAUCCAGGAUAAGGAGGGAAUCCCACCGGACCAGCAGAGGUUGAUCUUCGCCGGAAAGCAGCUUGAGGAUGGCCGUACUUUGGCCGAUUACAACAUCCAGAAGGAGUCAACCCUUCACUUGGUAUUGCGUCUCCGUGGUGGUAUGCAGAUCUUUGUGAAGACUCUUACCGGAAAGACCAUCACACUUGAGGUGGAGAGCUCCGACACCAUUGACAACGUGAAGGCUAAGAUCCAGGACAAAGAAGGCAUUCCUCCAGACCAGCAGCGUCUCAUCUUCGCUGGAAAGCAGCUCGAGGAUGGUCGCACAUUGGCCGAUUACAACAUUCAGAAGGAGUCUACACUUCACUUGGUCUUGCGUCUCCGUGGUGGUAUGCAGAUCUUUGUGAAGACUCUAACCGGAAAGACCAUCACACUUGAGGUGGAGAGCUCCGACACCAUUGACAACGUGAAGGCCAAGAUCCAGGACAAGGAAGGCAUUCCUCCAGACCAGCAGCGUCUCAUCUUCGCUGGAAAGCAGCUUGAGGAUGGUCGCACACUCGCUGACUACAACAUCCAGAAGGAGUCGACUCUCCACUUGGUCCUCCGUCUUCGUGGUGGUCUCUGA